Vitis riparia (riverbank grape) is the source of this 1232-nucleotide messenger RNA. RefSeq lists its product as uncharacterized. Bases 82 to 885 code for a protein of 267 amino acids. The record is from RefSeq and is a predicted model, not a curated record. Lineage: Eukaryota; Viridiplantae; Streptophyta; Magnoliopsida; Vitales; Vitaceae. The transcript has 7 exons.
ACGAUAUUCGAAUUACAGAAAAGAGGAAAGCGAGGUCGAGAAAGCGAGGGAAAGUGCGAGAAAAUUUUGAGUAGUGAGAAAAUGGUGUGGAUGAAUUAUUACCUUCACAGAGUAAAGCAAACUCGUAUGUGGGUCGCAGUGUGUCUCUGCUGGCUCUGUCUCAUGUUUGCCACACCCAAGAUCCCGCACUCUCCCAAACACCACCUCUUCGCUGAUAUGCGCAAUUUUCUUGGAGUGCCGAAUACGUUGAAUGUGAUCACGAACUACCCUUUCUUGGUUCUUGGUGUUCUGGGUUUUGUCCUCUGCCUCAGCGGGAACUUCUUUGUUAUUAGUUCGCGUGCAGAAGUUUGGGGUUGGGCACUCUACUAUGCUGGAACGACGAGUGUGGCUUUUGGGUCUUCUUAUUAUCAUCUGAAGCCUGAUGAUAACAGAGUUAUUUGGGAUAAAUUGCCGAUUAUGAUAGCAUAUUCUUCACUUUUUGCUAGUUUUAUUAUGGAGAGGGUGGGGGAGAUGAUUGGAUUGACUUGUUUGUUUACGCUCAAUUUAGUUGCUCUGGUUGGUGUGGCUUGUGAAAGAGCUUUUAAUGAUCUUAGAUUGUGCAUGAUGUUCCAACUGAUUCCGGGCAUUGCUAUUCCAGCUAUGACAUUUAUGUUCACACCAAAAUAUACUCAUUCGAGAUAUUGGCUUUGUGCUACUGGUGUUUACCUUCUAGCAAAAUUCGAAUCUGUUGCUGACAAUAAAGUUUACCAUGCAACUUGGUACCUUAUCAGUGGGCACUCCUUGGAGCACUUAUGUUCAGUCAUAUUUCCUGUCCUCCUCACUCUUAUGCUUAUAUUCAGAAGCAUCAAAACUCCAAGAUUGGGUGAUGUGAAAGACCGUCUAUGAAGAGGAAGAGAUUGGUGAAGGCACUGAUGACAAAUUAUUUGAUCUUUAGGAGUGUAGGUAAACAGAAUACACAAAAUCAGUGAACUCCCUUGCAGUGCAGCAGCUGUAGAUGUCUGAGAAUUUAGUAGCAGUCAGAUGAGUUUGAGGUAACCGAAGAUCAAUUUUACUGAUUGUCGCCAAAUACAUUUUGUUAGAUGAACAACAAGAUGAAUCUUAUUUUUUUAUUCUUUUUUUUCCUUUUUGGGUAAUCUGCCUAGAACUUGGAAGAAUUUUCCUUAAAUCAGGAAAUGAAAAUUUGUGAUUACUGAUUAUUGUGAUUCUACUGAUGUUGCUACAAUCUUGAAUUA